GGUGAGUCGCUUGUGCAUAAGUGCACUGAGGAAAAACUCCAGUGAAGCGAUGACAAGAGACAUUGUUGCAAAGCAUAUGAGUAUUGACCAAGCGGGCCGCACCGCAAAUGACAGCUUAAACUAUUCCUAUUGAUUUACAUUUUCAUAGAUUAUCAUGUGUCAUAUCAAACUCUCAUGCACUCCAUCUGAUAAGCACAUUAACAGAAGCCCCACGGGCUGCCAUUCAUCGACCCUCCUGAGGUGGGGCAGAAUUAAGGGGGGCAGAAGUCCCGUGAUGGCGCUUGAUUUCCUCCGUUCCCCGCAAGGCUCGAUCCAAACUGGUCAUCUGGCCCCCGUCUCUGACUCAUUUGGACAGAAACGACUCUAUAAAUAAGGGAGCGUGAAAAGAGAAAAGCAGCUUUUUUUGCCCUCCCCAUGUCUGCACAUUUGUUUGUGCGUCUCACCAUCAGAAGGUGUGGGGGGAGGUACUUCUGAAGCGCACGAGAGAGAGAGAGAGAGAGAGAGAGAGAGAGAGAGUGGAGGUGACAUCUCGAGCAAGUCUCCAGAGGCAAUCCCAGGCUUGCACCAGCAGUGCUCACUUGAUGUAUUUGCGUUAUCCACACUGGUUUUUGGGCUUUGUGACAAGCAUGCACUGACUGAUCUCGCAUCACACUCUGGCAUGCUCUAACUGCUCUUGGAUUUUAGCAAAGUAAGAUUAUUGGAGCGUAAAAAAUUCUAAUAUUUUUCUCUUUCAUCUGGAAGCACCUUUCUGGAUCCGAUGAUCACAGGGCAGCUGAGCAAACCGCUGCUCCCCCUGCGUGCCGAUAUGGACGCCUGCGAGCUGCGGGAUGACGACAAAGCGGCCAGCCCGGACAGCGAUCUCAACGAUGAGCCCUUGCUCCUGUCAGCUGACACAGACUCGGAAGAGAAGAUGUAUGGUGUUCGAGUUGGUUCAGUUCAAUCUGAUGCCAGCAGCAGUCCCACAGAACAUGGUCAUAUGGGUCAAUCUCACCCCACGUACCCCAUAGGACCACAGUCUCUACUGGUUGCUCAGCAGCUGGCGUCGGCAGUUAGCGGAGUGAUGUCCGGUGGAGCUCCGGGUCUGAACCAGCCCAUUCUGAUUCCCUUUAACGCUGGUGGGCAUCUGGGUGGACAGCAGGGCCUGGUACUCUCUCUGCCCACUGCUGCCAACAUACAGGGCCUGGUGGCCGCUGCUGCUGCGGGUGGCAUCAUGACACUCCCUCUACAAAAUCUGCAAGCUACCUCAUCCCUAAACUCUCAGCUCCAGCAUCUCCAACAGCUCCAACAGCUACAGCAUCACCAGCAACAGCAUCAUCAUCAUCAACAGCAGCAGCAACAACAACAACAGCGAGAACGAGAACGAGAACAGCGUGAAAGAGAACAACAACAACGAGAACGGGAGCAGCACCAACAUCUCUGUGGCCCAACGCAUCUCCAGCCACCCAGCCAUCAUCAGCUCACUCCUCCGAUCCAAUCACAAGCGUCUGGACCUUCUCCAGGCUCCGCCUCCACCUGUACCACCUCUAAUCAUAGCUCAGCCCAGCCUCCCCAGUCUCCGCCCCCUCACAGGCAAAACCAAUCACCAGCUCGCAGCUUGCCAUCACCUGUUACGCCUCCUCUACCACUACAGCUCAACCCUCUGGCCAGUCAGGCAGCGGUUGCCGCGGCAGCAGCGAUGGGCUCAAUUGCUGGGUCACAGGUGUUUGGGAAUGCUCUCUCCAGUCUGCAGGGGGUCACUGGACAACUGGUCACCAAUGCACAAGGACAGAUCAUUGGUACGAUCCCUCUGAUGCCAAACUCUGUAGGACCUUCCAGCCAAUCAGGGGGCGGCACUCCCUCCCUGCAGGUCCAGCCAAUCACACCACAGCUGCUGACCAAUGCACAGGGUCAGAUUAUAGCCACUGUGAUUGGCAACCAGAUCCUGCCAGUGAUCAACACCCAGGGAAUCACACUGUCACCCAUUAAACCUGGACAGCAGCUGCCACAGGCCGGCCAGACUUCACAGGCUCCUCCCGUGUCUCAGCCAAGUCUGCUCCGCAUGCCCCACAGCCAGAGCCCUCUCCGCCAGGCCUCUUCCUCCUCCUCAACAUCAUCAUCCUCAUCCUCGGCCCUCAGCGUCGGCCAGCUAGUCAGCAACCCUCAGACUGCACCCAGUGAGGUGGAUGGUGUAAACCUGGAGGAGAUUCGAGAAUUCGCCAAAGCGUUUAAAAUUCGCCGACUGUCUCUGGGUCUGACUCAAACUCAGGUGGGACAGGCUCUCAGUGCAACUGAAGGACCAGCCUACAGCCAGUCUGCCAUCUGCAGACACACCAUCCUGAGAAGCCACUUUUUCCUACCACAGGAAGCCCAAGAGAACACUAUAGCUAGCAGUCUGACAGGCAAACUGAACCCUGGCCUUUUAUAUCCUGCCAGGUUCGAGAAGUUGGACAUCACCCCAAAAAGCGCCCAGAAGAUUAAGCCCGUGCUGGAGCGCUGGAUGGCCGAGGCGGAAGCCCGCCAUCGCUCCGGUAUGCAGAACCUGACCGAGUUUAUCGGCAGCGAGCCCUCCAAAAAGCGCAAGCGGCGGACCUCUUUCACGCCGCAGGCUCUGGAAAUCCUCAACAGCCACUUCGAGAAGAAUACUCACCCCUCCGGUCAGGAGAUGACCGAAAUCGCAGAGAAACUGAACUAUGACCGCGAGGUGGUGCGCGUCUGGUUCUGCAAUAAGAGGCAAGCGUUGAAAAACACUAUUAAGAGGCUGAAACCGCCCGAGCUCGGGCCGAUCGCACCAAUGGACCCUCUGGUCGAUAAUAUGGAAGAACAUCCUUAGCUCGAUGAGGCGAACACGCACCGAUGGCGAAACUUCUGAUGUUGUGGACUUAAACCUGGACAAUUAGUAUCCGAUGCAUCGUCGACUGGAUGAACUGUCGACAAAGACAAAAAGAAAUAUUGUCAGUGUUAUCAUCACAAAAAGCAAAAACCAAAAAAGUCAAGAAAAAAGAGAGUUAAAGUACUGAUUCGUUAGCAGUGUGUGAGGAAUUAAGAACAAGGAUCAUAUUUAAAUCAAGGAUGGUGAAGAAACUACUUACCAAAGUUUGUUGCAUCUGAUUCCUGAGGUUUUUUAAUUGUAAAUGUGUUUUACAUUUUUACAUUUUUACGGGGGGGAAAUGGCAAAAAAAAAAAAAAAAAGGAAAGGAAAGGAAAAAGAAAGAAAAUGAUUUGUGUGAUGGGGUUGGUGGGUGUGACAUUGAAUCUUUGUCUUAUUUUAUUCUCUUGGGUUUUUGUGUAAAUAUUUCUGGUAAUCUGUCACCAAAUUGAAAUCACAAGUUCCAAAAAAUAUCUUUGAGAAGUUUAUUGUCACGUUUCUGCUGUCCAUAGAAGGCCAUUGUCAACUGUGUCAUCUCACUCUGUUCAUGAACAUUAAGGCAUCCGUCAUAAAAGACUGCACUUGGGAGGAAUAUUUUGCAAAGAGAUUCUCAGUGAACAUACCAUAGAUAUCCACAUUCGUUGCAGCUGUGAUUAAAGCUAUUUUACGGUGUUGCCAAAGCCUCCUAGCCAAAGAACAAGGACAUUGUGUCAUACCUUGGCCUGAACCUUUCUCAAACCCUUUUAUUCAUGUGAUCGGAUGUUUUUAUUUUUUGUCACUCAACUGAAAAAAUAUUUAUAUAUAUAUAUAUAUAUAUGAGAUGAAUUACUUUAUUUCACUUGGGUUAUGCAAGUUAUCU
Molecule: messenger RNA, 3704 nt
Organism: Rhinichthys klamathensis goyatoka
Lineage: Eukaryota; Metazoa; Chordata; Actinopteri; Cypriniformes; Leuciscidae
Gene: pou6f2
Product: POU class 6 homeobox 2
Exons: 10
Coding region: 758-2809 (683 amino acids)
Biological process (GO): regulation of transcription by RNA polymerase II
Molecular function (GO): RNA polymerase II cis-regulatory region sequence-specific DNA binding; DNA-binding transcription factor activity, RNA polymerase II-specific
Source: RefSeq, a predicted model, not a curated record